This is a messenger RNA of Octodon degus (degu), 2507 nucleotides long. RefSeq names its product DPH2 homolog (gene Dph2). Bases 189 to 1661 code for a protein of 490 amino acids. Lineage: Eukaryota; Metazoa; Chordata; Mammalia; Rodentia; Octodontidae. The transcript is spliced from 6 exons. Gene Ontology annotation, biological process: protein histidyl modification to diphthamide. Gene Ontology annotation, molecular function: 2-(3-amino-3-carboxypropyl)histidine synthase activity. The record is from RefSeq and is a predicted model, not a curated record.
UAAUAUCCGCGGAGGCUAGGCCCAGUGCAGUGCUCGUACCAGAGUUCGGAAGCUUUGGCGCGAACCGGGUGGCUCGCCGGCAGCCCCACAAAACGAUUCUGAGCCCUUGGAGUGCUGCUUCUGAGGCCGCGGGCCCCUCAACUGGACGAGGGAGCCCCUGCUGCACCCCUGCUCCCAAGCCUUGACUCAUGGAGUCUACGUUCUGCAGCCCGGCGGAGGCAGUCCUGCAGCGGGAGACAGGCAUCCCGGAGCAGCUCACUCCACUCGCUGACCUCGACCGAGUGUACGAGCUGGAGCGAGUCGUUGGAUUUGUCCGUGACCUAGAGUGUCAGCGGGUGGCCUUGCAGUUCUCUGACCGCCUAUUAGGAGAUGCAGGGGCCAUGGCUGCACGACUGGAGGAGACUACAGGGUCGAAGAUGUUUAUUUUAGGGGACACGGCUUAUGGCAGCUGCUGUGUGGAUGUGCUGGGUGCUGAGCAAGCUGGAGCUGAGGCCCUUGUUCACUUUGGCACUGCCUGUUUAAGUCCCCCGGCCCGCCUGCUGCCCAUCACCUUCAUCCUUGGCCAACGUUGUGUGGCCUUGGAGCUCUGUGCCAAGGCCUUUGAAGUGCAGAACCCAGACCCGACGGCACCUGUGGUGCUGCUGGGUGAACCAGCCUGUGCCCAUGCCCUGGAGGCCUUGGCCACUCGCCUGCGCCCUAAGUACCAGGACCUGCUUGUCUCCAGCCCAGCUCUUCCCAAGCUAUCAGGGUCCCCCAGUCCAGAGACCAAGCUCCUGGAGCGUUUUGGGCGUUACUUCCCCCUAGCCCCAGGGAGAUGUCUGGAAGAAUAUGGUGCCUUUUAUGUGGGGAGCUCUUCUAAGUCUAGUUCUGACUCUGACCUUGACCCAGACCUGAGCAGGCUGCUCUUGGGGUGGGCACCAGGAAAGCCUUUUUUCUCCUGCUGUCCAGACACAGGACAGACUCAGGAUGAGGGUGUUCGGGCUGGGCGGCUAAGGGCACGAAGAUGGUAUUUGGUAGAGAGGGCCAGAGAUGCCCAUGUGGUAGGGCUAUUGGUGGGCACAUUGGGUGUGGCCCGACACUGUGAGGCACUGGCACACUUACGGAAGCUAUCUCAGGCUGCUGGCAAACGUAGCUAUGUGUUGGCUGUGGGACAACCAACCCCUGCGAAGCUUGCCAACUUUCCUGAGAUGGAUGUCUUUGUGUUAUUGGCCUGUCCCCUGGGUGCUCUAGCCCCAAAGCCUUCUGGUAGCUUCUUCCGGCCUGUACUGACACCAUGUGAGUUAGAGGCUGCCUGCAACCCUGCCUGGCCACCUCCAGGCCUGGCUCCCUACCUUACACAUUAUGCGGACUUGUUGCCUGGAUCCCCCUUCCAUGUGCCCCUCCCACUGCCUGAGUCAGAGCUGUGGGAUGCCCCAGAUGUGUCCCUCAUUUCUGGAGAGCUCCGACCUCCACUUGGCUGGAGGCCUCUGAAUGAUCCUGGAUGCUCUGCACUGACCCCGCGGCCCCAGAUGGAACUUGUUGAGAGCAGCCCUGCAGCCUCAUUCCUUAGUUCCCGGAGCUGGAAGGGACUGGAGCCCCGUCUGGGUCAGACACUGGUGACAGAAGCUGUGAGUGGAAGACGAGGGAUUGCUAUUGCAUAUGAAGAUGAGGGGAGCAGCUGAUACAGAAGAAAGCCAAAGACACGGAUUUAGAAGUCAUCACUAGAAACUUUAAUGCUCCCAGGAUAGACUUAUCAUCCUAUCAUGACCUUUGAAAGAGAGGGCAAGCCAGGCAAGCCACCGAAGAUCACAUCAUGCCUGUCUUCUGGCACUGGCACCAGGCCCACCACAUACUGGCCUAGUAAAUGUCUAUUGCUUGACUGAUGGAGGAAAGGGUUUAGGGACUUUCUUGAGACCUUCUAGGUCCAUCUGUCCUUGGAGAAGCCCAAGACCAGUGGCCAGUCCUAGUUCUUAAUCUGCAUUUGAGGGUUUGCUCUUAUCAAAGGGCAGGUGCUAGAUCAUCCAGACCAGGUUUCUCAAUGUCAACACUGCUGCCAUUUUGGAUCAGAUAAUUCUUUGUUGUGGAGACUGACCUGUGUAAGGCAGGAUGUUUAGCAGUAACCCUGGACUCUGCCCACCAGACAUCAGAAGUACCCUCCCCUAGUUAUGAUAACCAAAAAUGUUUUUAGACAUUGGCAAAUGUCCCUUGUAGGGGCAUAACUGCUCCUAGUUGAAAACCACUGAUCUAGACCUACACUGCCCAGGACAGUAGCCACCAGACAUAUAUUUAAAUUUAAAUUAAUGGACAGGGAUAUAGCUCAGCAGCUAUGGCAAAUGUGAGGUCCUGAGUUUGAGUCAUAAUACCAAAAUAAUAAUGAUAUUUAUAUUAAAAGCUCAGUUUCUCAGUCACACUGAUUUUAAGUAGUUGUAUAGAUGCAUGGGAACGCAGCUACAGGACAUUUUGAGCAGUGCAAGCAGUUCUGUUGGAUGCUGCUGGCCAGAUUUGUUUCUCAAGAUACAGAAAUUCAA